Molecule: messenger RNA, 1089 nt
Organism: Mercurialis annua (annual mercury)
Lineage: Eukaryota; Viridiplantae; Streptophyta; Magnoliopsida; Malpighiales; Euphorbiaceae
Product: flavonol sulfotransferase-like
Exons: 1
Coding region: 37-1044 (335 amino acids)
Biological process (GO): sulfation
Cellular component (GO): cytoplasm
Molecular function (GO): sulfotransferase activity
Source: RefSeq, a predicted model, not a curated record
UCAACUCUUCAUGAUAUCCCUUUCAAUUCUCCUCCCAUGGCAGCAACUUCACUACCAUCUCCAGCAACCGAAACCGACCAAGAACACAUCGCCGCUUUGAAGCACUUCAAUGAAAUAAUCCCAACUCUUCCGAAAUCAAAAGGCUGGUGGUUUGAUCAUCUCUCUCGAUACAAAGGCUUCUGGUUAUCAUCACAAUUCGCCAUAAAAGGUCUCAUGUUCAUUCACCAUCACUUCAUCUCUAAACCUGACGAUAUUAUCCUAUCAACUUAUCCAAAAUGUGGCACCACAUGGCUUCGAGCUUUAUUAUUCGCCACCGUUAAUCGAAACGCUUGCGAUUUCUCAAAUCACCCUUUGCUUAAAAGCAAUCCUCAAGAUUUUGUUCCAUUUUUAGAAGCAUAUGUAUUUAUGAAUCCAUCGGUUCUUGAAAACCUCGCUUCGCCAAGAUUGCUCUCGACUCACCUCCCUUUUUCUUUAUUUCCGGAAUCUAUAACCAGCGCUUCUGGUUGCUGCAAGUUUGUUUACAUUUGCCGGAACCCUAAAGAUGUUCUUGUUUCCAAAUGGCACUUUGCUCAGAAGCUAAGGCCUAAAGAACUGCCACCUUUUUCAUUUGAAGAAGCUUUUGAGAUGUUCUGCAAUGGAGUUUCGCAUUACGGGCCGUAUUGGGAUCAUGUGCUGAGUUACUGGCGAGCGAGUUUAGAAGCGCCGGAGAAGGUAUUGUUCUUGAAAUACGAGGAUAUGAAAAAAGAACCGGUGGUGCAUGUUAAGAGAUUGGCUGAGUUUAUAGGGCAGCCAUUUUCAGUGGAGGAGGAAGAUAAUGGGGUUGUGGAAGAAAUAAUAAAGCUGUGUAGCUUUGAGAAGCUGAGCAAUUUGGAAGUGAAUAAAGGAAGUAGAAGAACUAAUGACAUGUUCGUAAUUAAAAACUCUGAUUUUUUCAGGAAAGGUGAAGCUGGAGACUGGAAGAAUCAUUUAACUCCUGAAAUGGCAGCUCGUAUCGAUCAGAUUACGGAGGAGAAACUUCAUGGCUCUGGUCUAACCUUUGCUUGAUCAUCACUGUUUGCUGAUGCAUAUCCAGAUUUUGUUUUUUUGUUU